ACGCAACUGUCCCAGAGCAACAUGGCGGCGCAGCGCAGGACUUUGGUGCAGAGCCUGCAUCAAAGCUGGACAGAUGACCUGCCCUUGUGUCAGAUGUGUGGAGUAGGUACAGCACCCAACUGUGUGUAUGGCCCUGAUGGUAAAGGAAGUCAGAGCCACCCCAUUGAGGAUGGACACCUCAGAUUGAAAGGCGAGGAUGGCUGCUUCUUGUAUGGGGUAUUCAACGGUUACGAUGGCAGCAAAGUGGCGAGCUUUGCUGCCCAGCGCCUCACCGCUGAGCUCCUCCUUGGACAGAUAAACUCCAGUCACACGGACAACGACGUUCGCAGAACCCUCACGCAGGCCUUCGAUGUGGUGGAGAAGAGCUACUUUGAAAUGAUCGAUGAUGCUCUAGCUGAGAAAGCUCACUUGUCCAACUACCUCAUGCCACACAGCGAGCUCUCUCCUCAGACUCAGAAGGUGCAGGAGCGCCUGAAGGAGCUGGAGCAGGAGGUGUCAGGAGGUGCCACAGCUGUGGUGGUGCUGAUUCUCAACAACAAGCUCUACGUCGCUAACGUUGGUACCAACCGAGUGCUGCUUUGCAAAUCUAGCAGCGAUGGCCAGAACCAAGUUCUUCAGAUUGGUCGACCACAUAGUACUGACAACGAUGACGAACUGCAGAGAUUGGCUGCACUGGGUGUGGAUUCAGCUCGAGUAAGACAAGCGGGGCAGAUAGCUGGACAGAGCAGCACCAGGAGACUUGGAGACUACCCAGUCAAAUUUAACUACAAUGAAAUUGAGCUGCUCAGCGCGGCCAAGACGAAGCCGAUCAUCGCAGAGCCGGAGAUCCACGGCAGCCACUCCGUGGACGGCGUGACAGGCUUCUUGUUGCUGAUGUCUGAGGGUCUAAUAAAUGCCCUCGAGUCCGCCCACGGCCCCGAACAGGUCAAUCAGGAAAUCGUUGCCAUGGUAGCAGCAGAAAUGGCCCAGCACACCAGUCUGGAGGCGGUUUCUCAGUCCGUGGUGGAUCGGGUCAAGAGGCUUCACCACGACGUCUACGUGUCCGGUCGUCAGAGGGCGACCUACUGUUCUCGGCACGAAGACAUGACCCUUCUCAUCCGCACAUUAAAUUACCCGCUGGCUGAUUCAGCGCUGACACCAACACAGGGUGGUCGAAUCUACCCCGUGUCAGUGCCGUACUCCAACAGUCAGAGCACCAGUAAAACUAGUGUCACGCUGUCACUGGUGAUGCCGUCCCAGGGCACUCUCACAAACGGCACUAACACGGCCUCCACCCUGGAGGAAGGCACCCCCACACCUGGCAGCCAGAGCCCCACAGCCACGCUCCAGUCCACCAACACCCAGACACAGAGCUCCAGUUCCAGCUCAGGGGAUGGAAGCCUGUUUCGCCAGAGAGGGAGUCAAGCAGCACAGCCUGAUGAGACGGGCCGAGUGCCGCCUUACGUGGACUUCAGCCAGUUUUACCGAUUGUGGGGAAGCGACCACAGCGACAGCCAGAGCACCCAGGGAGGCCUCGGGCCCCAGUGAAGAGGAUUUUGGUGUAUCAGUCGGAAGGAGGCGAACAGGAUUUUCUGCCUACAUGGAGGCACUUGGAUUAAUGAGGCAGAUAUGAACAAGUUGGAGUGCUGGAUAAUGCUAUUAAUGUUUCACAAAAGAAAAUAAAUGCCCCCACUUUGAACUUUUACAGUUGGGUGCAGCCAGAGAAACUGUGAUGAAAAUAGUAUCACCACACACCCUAACAGUGGCUUCAUAUGUAAUUCACAUUUUAGAAACUUUGGUUGAAUGUAAAAAAGACUGGAAUGGUUUUGAAUUUGAGAAUGACAACACACUGCAAGGCCUUAAAAUUAAAUGAAUGAAUGAGUU
Molecule: messenger RNA, 1863 nt
Organism: Cololabis saira (Pacific saury)
Lineage: Eukaryota; Metazoa; Chordata; Actinopteri; Beloniformes; Belonidae
Gene: tab1
Product: TGF-beta activated kinase 1/MAP3K7 binding protein 1
Exons: 11
Coding region: 22-1527 (501 amino acids)
Biological process (GO): protein dephosphorylation
Cellular component (GO): cytosol
Molecular function (GO): protein serine/threonine phosphatase activity
Source: RefSeq, a predicted model, not a curated record